AGGAGGAGGAAGAAGAGGAGGAGGGAGCAGCAGCUCCAGGAGUGAGAGGGCAGGAGCCAGCUCAGCAAGAAAACUUCUCCAGGAAAGAGCUCCGCGGUUGAGCCUCAUUUCUGCUCAACCCACGAGGCAGAGCCACGCAGAGGUCCCAGGCGCCUCCCUUGAUCCCGGCUGCCGCAGUGGCUCUGCCUUCCUCCCUCCUUCCUUUCCUCCCUUCCUUCCUUAACAGAGAAAUAGAGGAGGAAGGGGGACCCCGAAGGAAAGCGCCCCAACUCCGCCGCUUUCUCCACCCAAGAUCGAGAGCAAGAGAAGGGGGAAGCCAUGGAGCUCAAUGCAGGUGGUGUGAUCACUUACAUCAGUUCUUCAAGCUCAGCAUCUAGCCCUGCCUCAUGUCACAGUGAGGGCUCAGAGAGCAGCUUCCAGUCCUCCUCUUCGCCUGUCCCAACAUCUCCAAACAGUUCAUCUUCGGAGAGCAGCUGCAACAUCAAGAACAUAGAAGUCUGUAAAGAAGCCACAAAGGGUGAUCAACUAGAUGAUCGAAUUAAAGCAAACCAGUCAAAUCUAAAAGGACAGAUCAAGGGUCACAGUGGACUUACAAAAUUUAAUGGCAUGGUGCUACUGUGUAAAGUCUGUGGAGAUGUUGCUUCAGGAUUCCACUAUGGCGUCCAUGCCUGUGAAGGCUGCAAGGGUUUUUUUAGAAGAAGCAUUCAGCAAAAUAUCCAAUACAAGAAGUGCCUGAAGAAUAACAACUGCUCCAUAAUGAGAAUGAACAGAAACAGGUGUCAGCAGUGCCGAUUCAAAAAAUGUUUGUCAGUUGGGAUGUCAAGAGAUGCUGUUCGAUUUGGCCGGAUUCCUAAACGUGAGAAACAGAGGAUGCUAAUAGAAAUGCAAAGUGCCAUGAAAACCAUGAUGAAUACUCAAUUCAGUGAUCACUUGCCUAACGAAACAUUAAAAGAUAGUGAAGAACCAGUGAUACUGUUGCCUCAGGAAGAGUUGAACUCCAAAAUGCAACAAGAAGAGGAAACUACCAACCGCACUUCUCCUCCUCCUCCUCUCCUUCUUCCACCUCUUUCUGCUCCCCCCUCUGACAUUGCGAAGGAAGAAGUGAUUGGUAUGGUGACCAGAGCCCAUAAAGAUACCUUUAUGUACAACCAGGAACAAUCAGAAAACCCUCCCAGUGUUGUGCAGUCCCAGAACGGGGAGCGGAUCCUCAAGUACACAGAGCAAUAUAAUUCUAGUGGUGAGCCUGAUCAUGGUGACAUAAGCAGCACCAAUUAUGGUGGGAGUGAGAAACAUUUCAAUGGACAAUACAAAGCGCGAAACAAUAUGCAUUAUCCUAACAUGCGUAACCUUUGCUUCACAAGCAGCAGUUCUAUGAACUUCACUCAUGGCUUUCCCCUGAAAGGUUGCAACAGGAUGCCUGAAAACGGCUUUCCUCCAAAUGAAUCUAUGAAUGCCUACUCUUACAACACUGGAGGCAGGAUGCAUCUGGUUUGUCCGAUGAACAAGACUCCUUUUGUGGAUCCAACUAAAUCUGGUCAUGAAGUUUGGGAGGAGUUUUCUAUGAGCUUUACACCUGCAGUGAAAGAAGUGGUGGAGUUUGCCAAGCGUGUUCCAGGCUUCCGAAACCUUUCCCAGCAUGACCAAGUAAAUCUUCUAAAGGCUGGAACCUUUGAGGUUUUAAUGGUAAGGUUUGCAUCUUUAUUUGAUGCAAAGGAUCGUACUAUCACCUUUCUUAGCGGAAAGAAAUACAGUUUGGAUGAUCUGCGUUCAAUGGGGGCUGGUGAUCUGCUCAACUCCAUGUUUGAGUUUAGUGAGAAGCUAAAUGCCCUGAAUCUUAGUGAUGAAGAAAUGAGCUUGUUUACAGCAGUGGUCCUUGUGUCUGCCGAACGAUCAGGAAUUGAAAAUGUCAACUCCGUGGAGGCGCUGCAGGAGACGCUUAUCCGUGCACUCAGGACCUUAAUCACAAAAAAUCAUCCAAACGAAGCCUCUACAUUUACAAAGUUGCUUUUAAAACUGCCUGACUUGCGUUCCUUGAAUAACAUGCAUUCUGAGGAACUCCUAGCCUUUAAAGUUCACCCGUAGGUUUUUACCUCUUAUUUAUAGAAUGGACUUUCAAUAAACUGUGUGUGUGUGUUUUGUGCUCAAAUGUUUAUUUAUGUCUGUAUGUAAGUCUUGUGGAGGAGGGGAACUUGCUGACAGUUUCAUGGGUAGAUGUUUUGUUAACA
This is a messenger RNA of Anolis sagrei ordinatus, 2225 nucleotides long. RefSeq names its product nuclear receptor subfamily 1 group D member 2 (gene NR1D2). Gene Ontology annotation, molecular function: zinc ion binding; RNA polymerase II cis-regulatory region sequence-specific DNA binding; nuclear receptor activity. Gene Ontology annotation, biological process: cell differentiation; hormone-mediated signaling pathway; positive regulation of transcription by RNA polymerase II. Lineage: Eukaryota; Metazoa; Chordata; Lepidosauria; Squamata; Anolidae. The record is from RefSeq and is a predicted model, not a curated record.